This is a messenger RNA of Dentiscutata heterogama, 351 nucleotides long. The record is from the annotation of a GenBank genome assembly. NCBI's taxonomy places the organism in Eukaryota, Fungi, Glomeromycota, Glomeromycetes, Diversisporales, Gigasporaceae.
AUGUCUACAUUUGCCAGAGGAAACCAAAACCCAGUGGCAUGGUUAGAAGCUAUAAGUCAUGAGUUUGAAGCAAACAAUAUCCAGACCUCUUAUCUUCUACAAUCAACUAAUACAAUGAUCCAAGUCCCAGCCUUUUUAGAUGAUGAUCCUAUAAAAAAAUUGAUAUUAGUAAUAGAAGAGUUGGUAGUAUCUCUAAAAAACAAUGAUGACAGACCAAGAGGGAAUCAAAACAGAAAUCAGAAUAAUCAAGAAAAUGAAAGAGAAAGAAAUACUGAUAAUAAUAGAUCUACUAUAGACAUUCAAGCCAUGUUGGCUCAAUUGUUGAACAACAAGGAGGAGUCUUUAAACUAG